This is a messenger RNA of Lobosporangium transversale, 1486 nucleotides long. RefSeq lists its product as hypothetical. The transcript has 4 exons. The record is from RefSeq and is a predicted model, not a curated record. Lineage: Eukaryota; Fungi; Mortierellomycota; Mortierellomycetes; Mortierellales; Mortierellaceae. The coding region runs from base 45 to 1472 and encodes 475 amino acids.
UUUUUUUGCCUCAUCUCAUCUCCCAGCCAAAAAAACCGAGUCCAAUGUCCACCAUGGAAGAACAUCAGGAAUCACAGGAAGAGCAGCAGCAGCAGAACAUUGCCGCCGCUGAUGAACCAGCCCCAAAACAACCAUCCGAUGAGUCAGAGAACAGCGUAGUUGUCGAAGGAGACCUUUUUUCUCCCAAUACCAUUAAUGAUCGUAUAUCAGGAAAGAAUGAUGAUAACCUCGAUGAUUUUGGUGAUUUCGGAUCUGCACAGGAUAUUAAUAACAACACUACUACCCUUGGUGUUGAAGGGCGCAGGAAUAAUGACUUGUUUGAAGAUGAUGGAUUUGGAGCUUUUGAUACAGCUACAACAACAGCAGCAAUAACCACCCAGAUGUCGGCGCCUAGCAACGACGACGAUGAUUUUGGUGACUUUGGCGAGGUUCAGGCUGCAGGCAAUGAUAACGAUGGAUUCGGUGAUUUCAAUGAUUUUGCAGACGGUGAUGGCUUUCAGACAGCAGAUGGUGACGAUGACUUUGGAAGCUUUGAGAGCGUUGAAGAUGGCAAUCCUUUCGGUGAACCUGUGCAGAUACAGGUUUCUGCUCCGGUGCCAACUCCAGCCCCCGUAGCAGAGGAGGCACCAGUUGUGAUUGCGCCUGAUUUCACUGCUGUCAACUCGCUUCAGGUCGAAAACUACGUACUCGAGAAGCUUUCCGAACUAUACCCUAUUGAAGACGAUGAUAACCAUGGCAACUAUUCUGCACCAAGUCUAUUGAAUACAGAUAUGGAAGAACUCGACAUGGCUUCGUUGCUGGCAGAACAAGAACUGUGGACCUCAUUAUGUGAACAAUCAUUCCAAAUCCAUGAUAACAUUAGUACUCACCAUCAUUAUCACCAUCAUCAUCGUCAGCAACAGCAAAACAACAAUAGAAAUAGUAGCACUGAGUAUCCUACGAGUCCAUUGGCAAAAUCGAGUUCUCCAUCCUCUCAGGCAGCACCACAGUUUCAAUGGAAACACUCAAACUUGAGGAAAGAGUACUAUGCUUCAUUAGGACUCGUUGUUGCGAAGGAACAGACUGUUGUGACGCCAUCCUCCAUCCCCAACUCACUUAACAAUAUAUCUUUAGCAAGAUCAAGGGUUUCAUCACCCAUGAUUGUCAGUACUGAGACUAUGCCGGAGCGUAAGCCAAUAGAUAUUGCAGCGGUACAGGCCUACUGUCAGUUUACACCAGAAAACCUUGGUGGAUACUCUGGAGAAGAAAUGAAGGAUAUCAUUGCACAGCUUACAGAAUACACCCGUCAGGCUUCAGACGAGCUCACCUAUUGGCUUGAUCAAAGAGAACAGAUGAUCAUGGAUUCUGAACGGUAUAAUGAAAUGAUUGGCUCUUUGGUCGGACGUGCUGCUCAAUUAAAAGAUGCGGAAUCAAAACAAAGUACAAAAACAAAAACGAAGAGGUUGACCAGAUCUAGCUUUCAUUUGAAAUAAAUUAUAUAUCAAUG